AAUGACUGAGCAAGACGAAAGGAGAAUUAAUCAACCACAAUGUGACCGUACAGGCGAAAAAAACGAAGCUCACUGGGCGCGCACAGACGGUGUGGGGGAGGGGAGUCAGCACAGAUACACGCAUCAACAAUCGACGAUAGAUGUUUGCAUCGCUUACCCUGUUUCCCUGCGGAUUAUCAACAGCAACAAUACGCGGGAAUAAGACUUGUAAUAUGGGAGUAAAGUCCACAUUGGCUCACUGAAGUUGGAGGCUCUUUUCCUCAAGGAGGUGGAAGCGGCGGCGUUAGCGCACACACUAUCUGAUUAGUUAAGAGUGGGCUCACCCCUUCGUAGACCUCAGCCCCUGAGGUGGGAUAAGAUGAGCAUAACCAGCGACGAAGUCAACUUCCUGGUUUACAGAUACCUACAAGAAUCAGGUCUCUCACACUCAGCCUUCACCUUUGGCAUGGAGAGCCACAUCAGCCAGUCCAACAUCAACGGAGCGCUAGUGCCCCCUGCUGCCCUCAUCUCCAUCCUGCAGAAGGGCCUGCAGUACGUGGAGGCCGAGGUCAGCAUCAAUGAGGACGGCACAGUCUUUGACGGCCGGCCAAUCGAGUCACUGUCCCUGAUUGACGCGGUGAUGCCGGAUGUGGUGCAGAGCCGGCAGCAGGCGCUCCGCGAGAGGCUGGCCCAGCAGCAGGCCUCGGGCGUCAUGGCAACCACCUCUGUCCCAGGCCCGCAGAGUGCGCCGAAGAACAGGGAGGCCUCUGUCAACGGCGAGGAGAACGGCGCGUACACCAUGAAUAAUCACAUGGAGGACAUGGAGAUGGACGGGGAUGUGGAGAUACCAGCCAGCCAGGCAACUGUGCUGCGGGGACAUGAGUCUGAGGUCUUCAUCUGUGCCUGGAACCCUGUCACUGACCUGCUGGCCUCUGGCUCGGGCGACUCCACUGCACGGAUUUGGAACCUGAAUCAGAAUGGCAUAAGCGGGGGUGGCUCCACCCAGCUUGUCCUCCGCCACUGCAUCCGUGAGGGGGGCCAGGAUGUCCCCAGCAACAAAGACGUCACCUCCCUGGACUGGAAUAGCGAUGGGACACUCUUAGCAACAGGAUCGUAUGAUGGCUUCGCCAGGAUAUGGACCAAAGAUGGUAAUCUGGCCAGCACAUUGGGACAGCACAAAGGGCCUAUAUUUGCCCUCAAGUGGAACAAGAAGGGAAACUGCAUCCUCAGUGCAGGAGUGGACAAGACCACUAUCAUCUGGGAUGCACACACAGGCGAGGCCAAGCAGCAAUUCCCCUUCCACUCCGCUCCCGCCCUGGACGUAGACUGGCAGAACAACACCACCUUCGCCUCUUGCAGCACGGACAUGUGUAUACACGUCUGUCGCCUUGGCAGCGACCGCCCACUAAAGACCUUCCAGGGACACUCGAAUGAAGUCAACGCCAUCAAGUGGGACCCGUCGGGCAUGCUGCUGGCCUCCUGCUCUGAUGACAUGACCCUGAAGAUAUGGAGUAUGAAGCAGGACACGUGUGUGCAUGACCUACAGGCGCACAGUAAAGAGAUCUACACCAUUAAAUGGAGUCCCCCCAGCUCCAACAUCAUGCUGGCCAGUGCGUCCUUCGACUCGACGGUGCGUCUGUGGGACGUGGAGCGGGGCGUGUGCGUCCACACGCUCACCAGGCACCAGGAGCCCGUCUACAGCGUGGCCUUCAGCCCUGAUGGCAAACACCUGGCCAGCGGCUCCUUCGACAAGUGCGUCCACAUCUGGAACACCACGAGCGGGGCCCUUGUCCACAGCUACAAGGGGACAGGAGGCAUUUUUGAGGUGUGCUGGAACAGCACAGGGGACAAGGUGGGAGCCAGUGCGUCAGACGGAUCGGUGUGUGUCCUUGACCUUCGGAAAUAGCGUCCUGAUCACGAUUUUGAAGAUGGAGCCGUGUCCUGGUGGGGAAUUUGGAGUUGGGACUGUAAAUCAUGUGGCACGAAGCCUUCUCUGUUCCGUCUCAACGGUUUCUGGAAUCACCGUCUCCAGAACCGCACGAAUAUCGGCAAACUCUUCUUUCCCAACAGUGAAGGCAGACCUUGCUCGCUAGCACCUCCCUCAGGAUAGGUGUGGGAGAACGGCAAAGGCCCCAACAGCUGUGCCAAAAAAUCAUAGUCCUACAAACCAAAUAAGAGUUCCCUGUCUGAAGACAAGGGGCGUGAGCUGCUCAGUCAUUUGGACUUGUCAGUCAAACAGUGGAACGGUCAAUCGGUAAUCCAGUCCUUUUGAGCAUUGGGUACAGACCACAGUGAGACAAUGCUGUCACCUGGGAGACCUGAGCUGGAUAAACGUCAUGCAAUUUUGUCACUCUUGGAAGUCACACUGGAGAGUGACCAUAGCUACCUUUUCUUGGCCUCAUUCGUUGGCUUCUCCCUAGCUGCCUAAGAUGUGUAUGGCACUCAGAGACUUGAAGUUCCUCAGAUAAUCAAGGAUGGCCAAAGUCAAUAAAAAAUAAGUUGGCUGGUAGGGCAGGGUUUCAAAAUAAAGCAAAACUGUUUUAUAUUACAACUUGAAUAGACAGAACAGGACAGACUGCCUUCUUUAAAAUGAGGUCUUACAGGUGAUGUUUCCAAAGUUGCAGUGACAACAUGUGUUGAUUGGAGGAUGCUGUGGUUAACCACCCCCGUCCUUUAGGUGAAUGUUCUCUGACUGGGUUUUCUUUAGUUUAGUUGAACUACUGAAAGGCUUAGCUUGUCACUUUGUUCAAGCAUUCAUGCUUUGAUCAGGAAAAUCUACAGGAAAAAAAAAAAAACUGCGGAGACUCUUUUUUUCAUUUAAUUCAAAUUGAAAAAGUGAAUAUCCAUGCUUACAGAAACACUGUUUUCACUUUUGUAUCUCCCUUCUAGAUGUAAAUGUAAUGAAUGUAAAGAUUUUGUAAAUUAGACGGAUGCGCACAUUUAUAUACUGUGUAUAUGUUUUAUAUACAGUACACAUUUCCAUCCUUGAGCCUCGGUGCUCAAGGGUUCUUCUGUAUCUUGCAGGCACUGGGCCAUGACUGUGCUUAGAUUAUCCAGCUCCCCUUGGCUGUGCGUGGGGCCUCCUCGUGUGGGAUCCACAGUUCUGGUAGAGUCAGAAUCAGUCCUCGUCUCAUUUGGAUGAGUGGAGUGGUGUUGAGAACAACCAAUCAUGUUGUGACAGGAAGCAAUCUCAGACUGUCGUCAGUCAGGGUGAAAUCCUUUUUAAUCAGACGGGCAAUGACUGAUCAAGCAGUCCUCUACUGGUGUCCUCAUCAGCUUGGAUCAGGUCAAUUUUAAUCAUGAAGUGGGAGACCUGCAGUAGGCUCUCUGAUCUGUGAUUGGCCUGAUCGAGGUCAAACUAGCCUCUCUGAGUUGUUAGUGCGUUUCCCCUUUCUGUUGUCAUUAGGCUUAUCCUCUUUUGUGACCCCUGCAAUUGAUGUGAAAGUGUGAUUUUUGAACUCCUGCCUUGUGCUCAUUUCAAAUCUUGUAAAAGAUGCAACACGUUUUCAACUUCUCAGUUGCAGCAUUUGGAAGUCAAGCUCAUUUUAGAUUUCCCCUUUAAGUGGGUUCAGUCCAGUGAACCACAGAACAGAAAAGGUGUACUUUCUUCCACAUUGCCUGCUGUGGAUUUGUCCUCAUCGAAAUGUUUGUUAUUUUUGAGGGCGCGUUCAGACUUUGGUCAGCGGUUCACGUUUGUCUCAGGAGCCGAGAGCUGCUGCCUCGUUUCCACAAUCAUUACGGUCUGUGUCAGACCGAGGAAGCAGGCAGAUGGUGAGAUGUGGAACAGGUCCCACGCCUGCACUGCUCUGCCCCUUACCCCUGUUCAGGGUUCAGUGUCACCUGUCACCAGGGCAAAACGAGGAAAUGCUACUCAAUGAAACUAAAUAAAUCGCUCUAUUUUGAUAACGGAAA
Anguilla rostrata (American eel) is the source of this 3891-nucleotide messenger RNA. It is a transcript of the gene tbl1x, whose product is annotated as transducin beta like 1 X-linked. The record is from RefSeq and is a predicted model, not a curated record. Gene Ontology annotation, molecular function: transcription corepressor activity; protein binding. The transcript is spliced from 16 exons. NCBI's taxonomy places the organism in Eukaryota, Metazoa, Chordata, Actinopteri, Anguilliformes, Anguillidae. Bases 359 to 1885 code for a protein of 508 amino acids. Gene Ontology annotation, biological process: regulation of transcription by RNA polymerase II. Gene Ontology annotation, cellular component: histone deacetylase complex.